AUGGAGUUUGUUGGUCUAAUUACUCAAUCUUGUAACUUUGUCAUGAUGAUCAAUAUCAUGUUGGUCUUGUUUGUCAUGAUCUUGCUAUGGAAAUUAAUAUUCUCAUUUUGGAUUUCACCUGCUUUAGCAUAUUCAAAACUAAAGAGAAAUGGUUUUGGAGGUCCAUCUCCAAGUUUCCCACUCGGAAACAUAAUCGAGAUGAAAAAGAAGAUGAUCAUGAUCAGUAGUAGUACUUAUAAAACCAAUAAUACUGCUUCUGAUCAUUCUGAAAAGUCUUCAUCAAAUGUUACCCAUGACAUACAUUCCACCGUCUUUCCUAGCUGGCAAAAGUCCCACGGGAAAGUGUUCAUCUACUGGCUAGGGACGGAGCCGUUUUUAUAUGUUGCGGAUCCAGAAUUUCUGAAGAAAAUGUCGGGUCAAGUCCUGGCAAAGUGUUGGGGAAAGCCGUCUGUGUUCAAACGUGAUAGAGAACCCAUGUUUGGGAAUGGUCUGGUCAUGGUCGAAGGAGACGACUGGGUCCGGCAUCGCCAUGCUGUCACUCCUGCUUUCAACGCUACUAACUUGAAGGCAAUGGCAAGCUUAAUAGUCGAUUCCGCAACAAAAAUGUUGGACGACUGGGCCACUCUCGUCAACUCCGGCAAUCGAGAAAUCGAUGUGGAGAGAGAAAUCACGGCGACCGCAGGGGAGGUCAUCGCUAAGACGAGUUUCGGAAUAAGUUACGAGAACGGCCGUUUGGUGUUCGAGAAAUUAAGAUCCUUACAAACGACUCUUUUCAGGACUAACCGCUAUGUGGGGGUCCCAUUUAGCAAGUUGUUGUGCCCAAAGAAAACACUAGAGGCCAAGCGAAUUGGCAAGGAAAUUGAUCGACUCUUCUUCUCGAUCGUGAAUGCUCGAAAAGAAUCGAUCAAUCAAGGGUGUCCCCAAAAGGACUUGCUAGGUUUAUUGCUCAAGGAGAGUGAAGAGGGAGGAUCGAGAUCAAGGGCCUUAUCGAGUAGGGAGUUAGUGGACGAGUGCAAGACAUUCUUCUUUGGAGGACACGAGACAACGGCAUUGGCAAUCACUUGGACAAUGCUACUUCUUGCCGAGCAUCAAGAUUGGCAAAAUGAGUUGAGAGAGGAGAUUAGAGAAGUGAUUGGAGAUAAAGAGGUUGAUGCAAAUUUGCUUGGUGGACUCAAGAAGAUGGGGUGGGUUUUGAAUGAAGUGAUUAGACUAUACCCUUCAGCGCCAAAUGUGCAAAGGCAAGCGAGAGGAGACAUUCAAGUGGGAGAAACAACCAUCCCAAACGGCACCAACAUGUGGAUUGACGUAGUUGCCAUGCACCACGACCCGGCUCUGUGGGGCGAGGAUGUAAACGAAUUCAAGCCACAGAGAUUCAAGGACGACAUCUUUGGAGGCUGCAAACACAAGAUGGGCUAUUUGCCUUUUGGGUUUGGAGGGAGAAUGUGUGUUGGUAGGAACUUGACCUUCAUGGAGUACAAGAUUUUCUUAACCCUUAUUCUCUCUAGGUUUUCUUUUACGCUUUCUCCAAAUUAUCGUCAUUCUCCCGCUAUCAUGCUAUCCUUGAGGCCUACACAAGGGCUGCCUCUCAUACUCCAACCCCUGUAGCCUAAUUUGAUUGUGCCCUUAUAUAUUCUUUUAGUUUUAGGAUAAUUUUUAAAAAUAUC
Morus notabilis is the source of this 1664-nucleotide messenger RNA. RefSeq names its product cytokinin hydroxylase. Lineage: Eukaryota; Viridiplantae; Streptophyta; Magnoliopsida; Rosales; Moraceae. The record is from RefSeq and is a predicted model, not a curated record. Gene Ontology annotation, molecular function: iron ion binding; monooxygenase activity; oxidoreductase activity, acting on paired donors, with incorporation or reduction of molecular oxygen.